This is a messenger RNA of Daldinia decipiens, 974 nucleotides long. RefSeq names its product RWD-domain-containing protein. Gene Ontology annotation, molecular function: protein binding. The transcript is spliced from 2 exons. Gene Ontology annotation, biological process: cytoplasmic translation. Lineage: Eukaryota; Fungi; Ascomycota; Sordariomycetes; Xylariales; Hypoxylaceae. The coding region runs from base 118 to 816 and encodes 232 amino acids. The record is from RefSeq and is a predicted model, not a curated record.
GGCAAGCCGGUGGUGGGAUUACGCCGGUACAUGGACUAUGUGCUUAUAGAAUAAUCUAAACCAUAAAAACCAUGAACCUUUUUAUAGAAGUCCCAUCUUGUAAAUAGAUGCGCCACCAUGGGCCGAGAAGAACAAGUCGAAGAACGCGAGGUUCUCGACUCCAUCUUCCCAGAUGAAAUCACAGACAUAUCCGAGACCGAGUACCGCAUAUCCAUAAAACUCGACCUCCCCGACGACACCAACGAUGACGAAACAGACGAGCCCCCCACCCUCGUCCUGCACGUGCGGUACCCAGACGACUACCCCGACGAGGCGCCCAUCCUCGACCUCUCGCCGCCGCAAAACAACGCCGCCCCCCCGCACCCGCACUUCUCCGUCGCCUCGGACAAGGCGCAGCUGCUAAGCGGGCUCGGGGACGCGAUCCAGGAGAACAUGGGCAUGGCGAUGGUGUUCACGCUGGUGACGACGCUCAAGGAACAAGCCGAGCAGCUGAUCGCGGAGCGGCGCGCCGCCGCCGCCCAGGUGCACGAGGAGGCCAUGCUGGCCGCCGAGCGCGAGGAGAACAAGAAGUUCCACGGCACGCCCGUGACGCCCGAGACGUUUCUCGCGUGGCGCGACGGCUUCGUCAGGGAGAUGGAGGAGAAGCAGCGGCGGGAGGAGGAGGAGAAGCUCGCGGAGCUGAAGAAGGCCAAGGUGAAAGAGCCGGUGAGGUUGACGGGCAAGCAGCUCUGGGAGCGCGGGUUGGUGGGUAAGAUUGACGAGGACGACGAGAGCAUCCCCGUCGAGCAAGUUGAGAAGCUCAAGAUUGAGGCAUGAAUAAAUAAGGUACCUAGAUAUGCGGAUGAUGCAGUAUUACCAUCCCGGGACUAUGGUGAGCAUCACGCAUGGGUUUGGCGCAAAUCAGGAAAAAGAAAGCUUUGGUGGAAAGAAAAAAUAUCAGAGAAUCGCCUCAUUUAUGAACAUGACAUGACAUG